UUGUGCUUUCAACUUUCAAGUGCUUUGCUUCGGCAAUCAUGAACUCCAUCAAGCUGUUUUUUAUGCUUAUAUUUUUGGCUUCGGCUUUAGUGGGUGGCGCCAGUUCAAAGGGAUGCCAGUUCCCAGCUAUAUAUAACUUCGGGGACUCAAAUUCAGACACUGGAGGAAUUUCUGCGGCAAUGUCACUACUUAAUCCUCCAAAUGGUGAAACUUUCUUUGGACAUCCUGCUGGAAGAUUUUGUGACGGUCGUCUUAUCAUAGAUUUUAUUGCUGAGAAUUUGAAGUUGCCAUACCUGAGCGCGUACCUGGACUCAAUUGGGACAAAUUUCAGGCAUGGUGCUAAUUUUGCAACCGGAGGUUCAUCUAUUCGACUUGGUGGUUACAGCCCUUUUCAUCUUGCCAUUCAAAUUUCUCAAUUCAUACAAUUCAAGUCUCGCACCAUGGCUCUCUAUAAUAAACUUAGCUCCAACAGAACAACCUCACCAUUGAAGGGCAAUCUUCCAAGGCCGAGCGACUUCUCCAAGGCAUUAUAUACAAUUGAUAUUGGACAGAAUGAUCUUGGCUAUGGUUUUCAACACACGGAUGAGGAACAAGUUCGAGCUUCAAUUCCUGACAUUUUGAACCAGUUUUCCCAAGCAGUGCAUCAAUUAUAUAAGGAAGGGGCAAGGUUCUUUUGGAUACAUAACACAGGACCAAUUGGGUGCUUGCCUUAUAGUGUUAUAUAUGACAAAUUAAAGCCUAAUAAUCUGGAUCAAAGUGGGUGUGUCAAGCCUCAAAAUGAGAUGGCUCAAGAGUUCAACAGGCAACUUAAGAGCAAGAUAUCCCAGCUGAGGGGUCAACUUCCUCAUGCGGCAAUCACAUAUGUCGAUGUAUAUUCAGUAAAAUAUGCCCUCAUUAGCAAUGCCAAGAACCAAGGUUUUGUUGAGCCAAUAAAUUUCUGCUGUGGUAGUUUCUACGGUUACCAUAUUGAUUGCGGGAAGAAGGCCAUAGUGAAUGGAACAGUUUAUGGUAACCCGUGUCAUCAUCCCUCAAGGCACAUUAGCUGGGAUGGCAUACACUACUCACAGGCAGCCAAUCUCUGGGUUGCUAGUCGCAUUCUCAACGGCUCCUUCUCCGACCCACCACUUUCAAUCGACCAAGUUUGCCUUCAUGCGGGGAAGAUGUGAUCAUCAGACAAAGGAUUAAUUUACUUUUCAUAUUAUGACUGCAGUAAUUAAGUAUUUGUAAUGAGAAAAGUUUUAGUUUUGCUUUUUCCUUCCAAAUCUUCUGGUCUAUCAUAUUAAAU
Molecule: messenger RNA, 1285 nt
Organism: Pistacia vera
Lineage: Eukaryota; Viridiplantae; Streptophyta; Magnoliopsida; Sapindales; Anacardiaceae
Product: GDSL esterase/lipase At3g27950-like
Exons: 5
Coding region: 39-1166 (375 amino acids)
Molecular function (GO): hydrolase activity, acting on ester bonds
Source: RefSeq, a predicted model, not a curated record